CGGUCAGCGUCUGUGCGGUCGCCGCCGGGACUCGCCUCUCCGGGGCCUGGCUGACGGCGGCCGGCCGCUGUGGGGAAAGAGUGCGAGGUAAAAGUAAGUUCCCAGAGAAGCAGACCUGGCAGUCAUCUAACAUGUCUCGGAGAAGGUUCGAUUGCCGAAGUAGCUCAGGGUUACUAACUACAACUCCUCAAACACCGAUAAAGAUGGAAAAUUUUAAUAAUUUCUAUACACUUACAUCGAAAGAACUGGGGAGAGGAAAAUUUGCUGUGGUUAGACAAUGUAUAUCAAAAUCUACUGGUCAAGAGUAUGCUGCAAAAUUUCUGAAAAAGAGGAGAAGAGGCCAGGAUUGCCGUGCAGAGAUUCUACAUGAGAUAGCUGUGUUGGAGCUGGCCAGGGCCUGUCCCCAUGUGAUUAAUCUUCAUGAAGUCUACGAAAAUGCAACUGAAAUCAUUUUGGUGUUAGAAUAUGCUGCAGGUGGAGAAAUUUUCAACCUGUGUUUACCUGAGUUGGCUGAAAUGGUAUCUGAAAAUGAUGUUAUCAGACUCAUUAAACAAAUACUUGAAGGAAUUUAUUAUCUACAUCAGAAUAACAUUGUUCACCUUGACUUAAAGCCACAGAAUAUACUAUUGAGCAGUAUAUACCCACUUGGGGACAUAAAAAUUGUAGAUUUUGGAAUGUCUCGAAAAAUUGGGAAUGCUUGUGAGCUUCGAGAAAUCAUGGGAACACCUGAAUACUUAGCUCCAGAAAUCCUCAACUAUGAUCCCAUUACCACAGCAACAGAUAUGUGGAAUAUUGGCAUAAUAGCGUAUAUGUUGUUAACUCAUACAUCACCAUUUGUAGGAGAAGAUAAUCAAGAAACAUACCUGAAUAUUUCUCAAGUUAAUGUAGAUUAUUCGGAAGAAACUUUCUCAUCAGUUUCACAACUGGCCACUGACUUCAUCCAGAGCCUUCUAGUAAAGAAUCCAGAGGAAAGACUAACAGCGGAAUCCUGCCUUUCUCAUUCUUGGCUACAGCAGUGGGACUUUGGAAGCUUAUUUCACCCUGAGGAAACUUCAGGUUCCUCUGAAAUCCAGGAUCAUACCCUCAGGUCCUCUGAAGAUAAAACCCCCAAGUCCUCCUGUAAUGGAAGCUGUGGAGACCGGGAGGACAAGGAGAAUAUCCCUGAGGAUAGUAGCAUGGUUUCCAAAAGAUUUCGCUUUGACGACUCCUUGCCCAGCCCCCACGAACUUGUUCCAGAUUUGCUGUGUUAGCACUUUUCUCUGUGACUCAUCUGGACUAACUUGGAAAGUUAAAAUCUUCUCUGGUGUGAGAUUGUGUUUUUGGCUUCAUAUAUGAUAUGUUUAUAUUACAAAUGCACUUUUGCUUAGAACAACUUAGGGAACAGUUUAAAUGCUAGGUUUCUAUUUGCUAGCAUAUCAUUUCCUGUCCUGAAAUUGUUUUACAGACAAAAAUAUUUAAGUAUAUGACAAAAAUGUAAAUUGUGCAUGUGAGUUUACAUGCAACUAAAGAAUUCAAGUUCAGUUGAACUUAUAAAAUGUUUUACAUAUCAAGAAAAAUGGGUUAUAUUAUGGUUAGAGAAGAUUGAACAAAACAAAAACAUUGGAAUAUAGUAGGUUCUCUUAAGGCAAGCCCUAUGCCAUGACUCUAUUAACAGAAUUUGUUUGGGAAAACAAUGUCAAGUAUAUACACAUUAUGUACUAGACAUUAUUAUUAAUACUUCAGAGACAUUUGCAAUUGAAAAUGCUUCCCAGUUACCACCAACUGGAAACUGUGUAAGAUUUCCGUUGUGUGUGGUAUGCUCUGUGAGAGGGCCUAUCAAGCAAAACAGAGAGGAGUCAAGGCUGAUCCAGGUUGCUUCUCUGCAAGCUGAGUCAAAGCAUGAUUAUUUUCCAACCCAGAUGUGUUUGCACACUCUUCAUACAUCAGAGCUAAUGAGGUCUGGAAGAUGGAUAUGCAUGGUAUGCAAAUUAAAGAGGCCCUCCUCGUCCUCUGGAAAUAUUAGAGUGGAGGAGGAUGGGUAAAACCAAACAUGUUCUAAUUUCAGUCAGUUAGACAUAUUCAUGAAGGGAAAUGUUAAGUCCAGGCAGCUUACUUAGUGUUGGGUGUAUCCUAAAUCUGAUAACGCAAGCCCUUGUUUAGUCAUCCACAAAAGUACCAGAGUAUUGGUAGAAUUGUUAACACCAGAGUCUUUAGUAAGUAGCAUAAAACAUUAUGCACUGCUGGAGUUGUUAUGUGAAAAUCCUAGUGAGUGAGGAGGCUUGACAGGCAGCUAUCUUCAGGGUCUGUCUGUGUGCGUGCGUGUGGUGUAUGUUGUAUGUGUGUGUGGUUCUGCUGGAAACAACACAAUGAGAGUCUGUCCUUGAGUCAGUGGUCAGUUACUGUUUUCAAUCCUAAUGGGAGGGGGCUUGGGGAAUGCUCUGGUGAUUUCCCAUUAGUGUCCAUAAAAGGUCUAUAAUAAUGUCAUAUUAAGAUAACUGGUCAAAUGAAUAUGCUACUAUAUUAAACUCUAUUGCCAAAAAAUAAAAACUGUAUUUCCACAUUGAAUUGGGUUUAGUCUAACAACCUGUAAAUUCUUGAAAUCGUUAAAUUUCAAAUUCAUUAGCUGACUUUAAACUAUUUUAAAUGAGCAUUGGGUGUUUGACUAAAUAUCAAGUUAAUUUUAACUUUGUCAUCUUUAAAGGAGAAGUUGCCCUUUGUAUAUGUGAUGUAUGUGUACAGGUAUAUGUAUAUAUGCAUAUACAGAUAAAAUAGAGCCUUUAAACAACCUUGCAUUAGACUCUUUGCUUGUGUAUUGUGCUCAACUCAGGUGCCAAAGGAACCCUGUCUUAGGAAUAAUAAAGAUGUAUUCUGUAAGAAGUCAUCUGUUAGCCCAGUAAGCUAUACACAGAAGAUGUUACAUUUAACUCUUAUGUGUCUAAAGCUGAGGAGUUGUUGGUCAAUUAUUGAAUGUUUCUGUAUUUGCCACCAGUGUUAAUUCAGGUAAAGUCAUUAGUCAGUCAUUAGGGAAGGUGAUUACUUUCCCAAAAGGUGGUAUUUUAUUGUAAAACUUUAAAAAGUAUUAUGCCAGACCCUAAAAGUAAACAUUUGAAAUUUUAAUUUUAAGACACUUGAUAAAAAAAAAAAAAAAUAAUUUCAUUGUCUUUCUUUCCCUGAGGAAUCCUGAGGUACUUUGCCUGUUCCCCUUAGUCAAUGGGCUACCAAGUUGUAAACUCUGUCAUCUUUUCUUGAGACAUUGUUUAUUGUAAAACAAUAACUAGUGAUUGUGCACAGAAUAUAAGAAUGGUCUUUCCAUGAAGGUGAAUUGGAAUAUUUCCCAUGAUGAAAGAAAUGUGGAAAUAAAUGUCUUUUGAGAGAA
Messenger RNA from Phodopus roborovskii (desert hamster), 3355 nucleotides. It is a transcript of the gene Stk17b, whose product is annotated as serine/threonine kinase 17b. The transcript has 8 exons. Gene Ontology annotation, biological process: positive regulation of apoptotic process; protein phosphorylation; intracellular signal transduction. Gene Ontology annotation, cellular component: nucleus. The coding region runs from base 132 to 1250 and encodes 372 amino acids. Gene Ontology annotation, molecular function: ATP binding; protein serine/threonine kinase activity. The record is from RefSeq and is a predicted model, not a curated record. Lineage: Eukaryota; Metazoa; Chordata; Mammalia; Rodentia; Cricetidae.